AACCUGGCUAGGCUCGAAGUCGACGAGGACGGAAAUCGGACGUGGGGGUGAGCGUAACGCGUCUGCGGCUUCCGCUCGAAAAGAGCUCUUAAUUUUCAACAUUUUUGCUUGAAAAUAUCACAUCUGGCUACUUUUCAGAAUGGCGGCUAACAUGUAUAGAGUUGGUGACUAUGUCUACUUUGAGACAUCAUCGUCCCAACCAUACCUCAUUAGAAGGAUUGAAGAACUCAAUAAGACUGCCAGUGGAAAUGUAGAGGCGAAGGUGGUAUGUUUCUACCGCCGCAGAGACAUUCCUAACUCGCUCAUCCAGCUUGCAGAUAAACAUGCAAUGGCCCUUGAGGAGGAGCAGGAGGAGGCACUGGAGGAGUUAAACGAGAAGCAACGUCAUCAGCUGAAGCAUCGUGAACUCUUCCUAUCUCGUCAGCUAGAGACCCUUCCGGCUACACACAUCAGAGGCAAAUGCACAGUCACAUUGCUCAAUGAGACUGAAAGCCUUCUCUCCUACUUGUCCAAAGAUGAUGCCUUCUUUUACUCACUGGUGUAUGACCCUCAACAAAAGACCCUGCUUGCAGAUAAAGGAGAAAUCAGAGUUGGUUCUCGCUACCAAGCUGAUGUCACACCACUCCUCAAAGAAGAAGAGACAGAUGGACGUGAUCUUGCAAACCUUGAGGCUCUUACAUGGAACCCAGAACACUGUAUGAAUGACAGAAGCAUUGACCAGUUCCUGGUGCUUGCAAGGUCUGUUGGAACCUUUGGACGUGCCCUUGACUGCAGUAGUUCCAUCCGUCAGCCCAGUCUUCACAUGAGUGCUGCUGCAGCAUCAAGAGAUAUCACACUGUUCCAUGCUAUGGAUGUGCUUCAUCAGCAGACCUAUGAACUGGCCAAGGCUAUGGCCAUCUUGGUACCGGCCGGUGGACCGGUCAUCUGUAGAGACCAGCUGGAGGAAUGGUCAGCUUCUGAAGCUAAUCUCUUUGAAGAAGCUCUAGAGAAAUACGGCAAGGACUUCAAUGAUAUUAGACAAGACUUUUUGCCAUGGAAAUCUCUCAAAAGCAUAGUGGAAUAUUACUACAUGUGGAAGACCACAGAUAGAUACGUACAGCAGAAACGUCUCAAGGCAGCAGAGGCUGAAAGCAAACUUAAACAAGUCUACAUACCUACUUACAACAAGCCGAACCCGAAUCAGAUCAACGUAGCUACAAACCUGGGCAACCGUCCCAGUCCACUCAUUGCAGGGGGCAACCCUUUAGGACAGGGUCCACCACCGGUUCAGCCAUGCGCAAGGGCUUGUGAGAGCUGCCAUGCAAGCAACUCAUUUCAAUGGUAUUCCUGGGGACCAGCCAACAUGCAGUGCAGGCUCUGUGCUACUUGCUGGGUGUACUGGAAGAAAUGUGGUGGACUUAAGAUGCCCACUAGACUGGAUGGGGAACGUCCUGGUAACCUUAGGAACCGUACAGAACGCCCUCCCAUGCCCUUGUCUGGGAUGCAUCGGCCUUUCUGCUGUACCAUUAGCGGCUGUGGCAAGGAGUUCAAAUUGAAGGCACACCUAGCGCGCCAUUGUCAGACGGUGCACGGCCUGACCAUACGUACCAGUAACCCUCGGGCCCUGUCCCUCAAGACAAGGCAGGCAUUCAUGCUGGUCACUACCCCACUCACACGCCUCUCUCGUUUCCUCUGUAAGAACAUGCUCAAUCUACCUCACGUGGCCAGGUGUCCCUUUGACCCCAUCAACGUGGCUACAGUCAAACAGGAAUGCCAGAAUCAGCUAACCCCAGGUGUGAUCCCCACCAUGCCUAAGCUGAAGCCAAAGACCUGGCCUAGGGUGGAUGUUGUCAUGGCUAACCUGGAUCAGGACCGGCCAAAGAAACCAGUCCCUCAGCGACCAACACCAAACGGUAAUGUACGCCCUCAGCCCACCAACCCUAUUGGCACGCUAUCUAACAUCAGAAAACGGCAGCUUGAUGACAGUGGAGGUAGAGAAGAAAAGAAACGAAAAGAAGGCCCACAGACAAAGCGUACAACCAUAUCAGCACCUCGUCAAUAUAGAAGAACUGAAUAUGAUGAAGAUGGAAAGCUGAGAGAAGUGGGUCAGGGGGAUCCUCUAUCUCGGAGGAAGCGUCCGAUUAGUUGGCUUGAUGCUCCUGACGAUGUCUUCUUCCAUGCAGACAGUAAUACCAGCAGAAAGCUUAGGAAACAGCUUAGUGUGCAGGCGCAGCGUCGCCUGGCCCGCCGUCCCUGGACCAUGGCUGUUAGACCACUCAACCCAGGAGUCGUCCCAUCACAGCCAGUUGGAUCCCCAUCCACGGUCAAACCUCCUGCGGAUCCCAUCGUCAUUGAUGACGACUAGACUAUCCGCCUGGUUAACAACAAGCACACUAUCGCCUGGCCUUCCAUCCCUGGACCAUGGCUGUUAGACCCUCAAACCCUGGAGUCGUCCCACCACAGCCGGUUGCAUCCCCAUCCCCAGUCAAACCUUCUGCAGAUCCCAUUGUCAUUGAUGACGUCUAGACUAUCCACCUGGUUAACAGUAAUACCUCAGCGCACUGGCGAACAGACUCUACACUGACUGAUGCUUGCUCAUCCAGGGGUAGUGUUAUUUUUUGUUUGGUCUGUUAGGUCUGGGGUUGGUGUCAUUUGUGUGACUGGGGUUUAAGGAAUGGUAAUAUUUCUCUUUAAAGUAGGCCACUUCUAAUACUAGUUUGUCACUGAACAUGUAGAACAGACACAGUGGAAUCCUGUUACAGCAUAUUACUCAUAGAGACCCAGAAAAUUACCUUGUUUGCUGAAACCUCAUUUUAUCAGGGCAAAAUUACCUGUUUGUAAUGAAUAUCAAGUAUAACCAAGUUCUACUGUAUAUUAUAGUAGUUGUAUGGUAAGCAUUAGGAAGAUUUUCAAGAUUAAAAUGGCAAUAUGCUGUAGCUGGCUCUAAAGGGUUGCCUGUUAUCUUGAUCAAUUAAACUAAUUAAUUGAUCCUAAAUUUGGGAGACAUUUAGAGGAUAAUAUAUGAAUAAUAUGGACCUUUUGUCAGAUUAGCCUUGUGCUAAACAAGUAGUCUAAUUAAUGACUUAUAUGUGCAGAAAAUUAUGAAGGUGAGCUGUUUUAAUGUACAUUGUAAUGUUGUUAAUAUAGCUUUUAGAAACCGUUCAGAGAAAUCUUGCUAGGGCCUCUUUAAAAAAAAAAAGGUUCUGUUUAAUAAUCAUUCAGUGAAAAUACACAGAUAACACAAAUCAGAAUUAAAGUAUUGCAAUUAAUAGUACUUUACAUCACAAAUAUAAUUGAAACAUAGAAUUUCUCUUUAAAGAUGUUUUGAAAUGAUCAAACACUGAGUAAACUUAUUGAAGGUGUAACAAAAAUUGGCUCUAGGAAAUCCAAUGACAUAAUUUUGUAAGUGUGUUUGUAUAUACGUUAUUAUGUAUAGUGUGUUAUGUGAUUUUGAGAUGCAACUGGAGCCAAAUUGUGCUGAUUCUUUUUUGGGGGUUAACUUUUUUAUUUAUUUCUUUUUCUAGUGACUUUCAUUUUUAUUUUGUAGCAAUACCAUCUUGUAUUGAUAAUCUUGUAUUAUAGUUGUUUUGAUACAUGUUCACUUGUGAUAAAAUAUAAUUAUUUGAUUUCGGAAAAUAUCCAUUGAUAUGAAUGAAAGAUGAUUUUUUUCUUCUUCAUCAAUAUGGAAUGUAUAGAAUUUUUAAAUGAGUUUCAAAUGAUGUUUAUCUCAAUAAGAUUUGUUUCAAAAUGAUGACUAAAUAUAAUAUAUAUAAAAAAACAAUGAUUCGGAGGAAACCCAAAACAACGAAAUCAAAUUCUUCUUAGUUUGCUUAACAAAAUUUAGCAAGUAUUUAUUCACUGAAAAUCUGAAAGGGUUACUUACUGGUAAACAAAAAGCCACAAAUAAAAUGAGCAACUAUGUAUUUAGUGGCAAUACAUCAAAUAUUCAUGUGCCAAAAUAUUGAUUAUUUUUGCCCCAAUGAUUUCAUUUGCUGAUGGUCACAUUGAUGUACAGUGUACUUUUUGCAUAAUAAUUAAUUUUUUGCUAUUGUUUGUUCAUGUUGAAAAUUCAUUUUAGGUGGAUAGGUGAACUCAAAAUAGAUCAUUGCAGUUGUCCAUGUAAUGCUUUUGAAAAUGCCAACCCUUUGAUGUCCAAGAUGAGAACGAAUUAGUCAAAAAAUGUAAUCAUUUCUUUUCUCACGAGGGGCUUUUUUAUUUUAUAAAACCGUCUGGUAUGUGUUUUCAUCCUAAACAUUGUCAGGAUCUAAUAAUGAAUCAGCAUAUGUAAAUAAACAUCUCUUCUUUUUGUAUCCAAGAUGUGAAUGUUUCUCUGUUAAUUUGUAAAUAUUAAUUUUUCUAGUGAUUGGAAAGUAUUACCAUGUAGCUAUGUAUUUAGAAAACGAGCCAAUAGUGUUUUGUAUAUUUGAUUUUUCGGGGAAAGAAAAUAAGCUUUGUAAAACAUGAAUGCAUGUGGAAAAAAAAACUAUGGAGAAUUGUAAUCUGGUAUUUCUAGAAACAUUUUGUGUUGAUAAGAAUUGUGUAUUUUAUUAUGAGGUCAUUUUUGUGAAUUUGUGUCUUUUUAUACACUCUUCACGUGACAAAAUAUUUAAAAGGAAACUCCAUACAAGCGACAAUUGAUAGCAUCACUCUGAAUUAACAAAUCCUUUCUGUGUUGAUAACAUUGUAAAGGAUGCUAUGUGACUGUCAUCCCUAGUAUGAUCUUGAAUAAACCGGUUCUUGUAACAUGUACAUGACAAA
This is a messenger RNA of Strongylocentrotus purpuratus (purple sea urchin), 4737 nucleotides long. RefSeq names its product metastasis-associated protein MTA3. NCBI's taxonomy places the organism in Eukaryota, Metazoa, Echinodermata, Echinoidea, Camarodonta, Strongylocentrotidae. Gene Ontology annotation, biological process: negative regulation of transcription by RNA polymerase II. Gene Ontology annotation, cellular component: nucleoplasm; NuRD complex. The coding region runs from base 140 to 2344 and encodes 734 amino acids. The record is from RefSeq and is a predicted model, not a curated record. Gene Ontology annotation, molecular function: transcription coactivator activity; chromatin binding; histone deacetylase binding. The transcript is spliced from 19 exons.